GUCACCAACCCUGUCCUCCGCCUUGUGACGUCACAGAGCCCGCGUCUCCGCCCUCCGGUUUCCUCCUGGGGCUUUUCCUUCCCGUCCCCGCAGGGGGCGGGGGCGUCGCGAUGAAGCGGGGCAAAUCUAAGUCGGACCUCUGUGGAGCAGGUGAGGCUAGACUAGGUGGGAUGGCAGCCUGUCCCACGGGCCGGCCUGGCCGGCUCCAACGCCACCUUCUGAGCGGCGAAUUCGACCAGCUGCGGGACUUCCCUAUCUUUGAGAGCAACUUCGUUCAAUUCUGCUGCUCAUCUAUCCCACCUCUAACCUCUGACCCCCGGCCCCAGGUGACCCGGUUAGGAGAAGUCGCCAACAAGGUCACCAUGGGAGUGGCAGCCUCCAGUCCAGCCCUGGAACUCCCAGACCUGUUGCUGCUAGCAGGCCCUGCCAAGGAGAAUGGACACCUACAGCUCUUUGGGCUGUUCCCCUUAGAGUUUGUCCAGCUCUUCGUCCACAACGAGUGCCGCAGGCAGCUCAAGGUCAAGUUCCGCACUGGCCGUGCCUUCUACCUGCAGCUGCGGGCCCCACCUGAGACCCGCGACAGAGAGUUUGGCCAGUGGGUGCGGCUGCUCUACCGCCUUCGCUUCCACUCAGCACAGGGAGCCGUGCCCUUCACGCAGGAGGACUCGGGGCUCGAGGAUGGGGAGGAUGAAGAGGAAGAGGAGGACGAAGAGGAGGAGGAGGACCAGGAGGCAGCUGCAGCCCGAGAGGAGGGGAAUGAGACUCCAGCUAUGGAAACUAGACUUGACCCACAGAUCUCGGAACUCUGGGGACUCUGACUCUUCCAACAUCCUUUGAGAGUAUGAAAGACUAAGAAUGCCUUCCCUCGGGGCUGGACAGAUAAAUUAUUAAAGUUAAUAAAGAUCAGCCAAUUAAGAACCAACAUCCAGGUCAGUGAGCAGUUUCAUCAUUGUCGUCGUCAGUUCAACAUGGCUACCUCACUGAAGUAGCUUUUCCAGUGUGGCUGUCUCAACCUGGUCUUCACUUCACCGUGUCUUAAUUCCUUGGGGCCGUCCCUAUGAGGUAGUGCCCACCAU
Molecule: messenger RNA, 1076 nt
Organism: Loxodonta africana (African savanna elephant)
Lineage: Eukaryota; Metazoa; Chordata; Mammalia; Proboscidea; Elephantidae
Gene: GARIN5A
Product: golgi associated RAB2 interactor 5A
Exons: 5
Coding region: 111-818 (235 amino acids)
Cellular component (GO): nucleus
Source: RefSeq, a predicted model, not a curated record